Ostertagia ostertagi is the source of this 519-nucleotide messenger RNA. Lineage: Eukaryota; Metazoa; Nematoda; Chromadorea; Rhabditida; Trichostrongylidae. The record is from the annotation of a GenBank genome assembly.
AUGCGGAACGAAAGGGCUGAAAAUCCGCGCGUUCUAGAACUAUUCGAAGACUCCAAAGUCGCACUCAGUGCCCAUGCUAUUCUGAAUGGAUUGAGAACGUUGGGCAUCUCAGAAGGGUUGAAUUACGCCACGCAUCUCACCAAUUCGCCUCUUUUCAGAGUAAGGAUGGCAGAUGACGAUCCGCAAAUGGUAGCGAUUGCAGGCCGCGAACAGAACAGGGGAGAACAAAAUCACGGACAAGAUGAUAUUGAUUACAUCUACGUCCCCCGAGAUGUAGUAGCCGGGUUGGUGGUUCUUUCAAGAACGACGGAAAUGAGCUACUUCGUGCAUAAUCUGGAAAAUCUGGUCUACGAAGGCGACCCGGAGAUAAGAGAAUUCCUUCGCGACCGUCAUGAUCAUGGAAAAAUUGACUUCAUCGAAUGGUGCCUAUUCGAACACUAUGAUGUAGAGGUAACGCAAGCGCGAAAGUGUGUGGAAAGACAUGAAACGCCGUCUGGAUCAACGCGUACGCAAAAAUAG